AACCGUUAGAACAGAUUAACAGUGAUAUCAUGUUUGAUUUUCUUUCUAAGUUGACAGGCACUUCGGAUUUUUAUCGUUUCUCUAUCGACACGGUGAGAGACAAGUGUCUGCACGAGGUGUUGGUUGAUCCUGAACUCCAGGUAAAGAAUGGGACGAAGAACGUGUCUGUCUAUGAUAAUGUUGUGGCUGAGGCUUGUCUGAACGACUGCAGUGGCAAAGGAACAUGUACAAAUGGAGACUGUGUAUGCCAAACCAACUAUGGUGGCUCAGACUGUUCUGUUGACCUUACAACACCCCCACGGCUAUCUGAAACAGAAACUGUUGUCACGUGUGACAUGUCACGUGAUGCAUGUGACGUUGUGUCUGUGAGAGGCGAGACGUUUGUGGAUGGUGUAUCAACAUGUUUGGUUGAACAGAUCAUGGCUAAAGCAUCAGGACAAGAAAGCGUUGUAUCAACAGUUCGCAUGGCAACCGUGGUCAGCAUCAGCCAUGCUCAGUGCAAAGUCGUUGCCAGUGUCAGCACCGGAAGUGAGGACGUGGACUAUGUGCGUGCCUACCGGAUAUCGAUUGCCAACAGUGCCGGUAACUAUGGUGACAGUGUUGGCCUGAUUGUGUUUAACAGUACGUGUAUCAGAGCUGAAGGUGGCGAAGCAAAGUUCAACUGGACAGUGAAGGGCCCCUACUGCCUGGACAAAGGGUCCUGUGUGCCUCACGGAGCAAGACAGUCUGGAAACAACUGUCUGGUGUGUGACGUGUCCGGCAACAAGCGCACAUGGAAACCUGGAUCAGAGUCGAGAUGCCAGGGUGAGAAUGGACAGCUUCUUCUUAUCACUGUAGUUGCUUCUGUCGGGGGAGUCGUCGUCCUCCUGCUCCUCGUUCUUGCUUCGGUCUGUGCAUGCAAACGGAUCAAAAGAGAGGGGAAGAAUUUCUAUGAAGUGUGGAAAGACUCAUUAAAAUGACAAUGAACAUACUGCAUGGCAUCAUGAACUCGACCAAUCAGAAAUGCCAUUCAAGGUCUGUGACGGUGUCAGUAACAUACAUGACUUUUGUACAUUAUUUCACAGAAAGUCAGUAGAGCAGAGCAUAUCAAUAGUGAGAUAUUUAAAUCUUGAUUUCAACUGGAAUUGCUUUUAAAUGUUAUAGCUUAGCAUACAGGUUCCUUUGCGUUACAUAUUCAGUAUUCCUUCUUUGGACUAUUUUAAAAAAUAGUAAACAUCUAACAAUAGUGUGUACUUUCUGUCAAACUUGUAUAGAGGGUGACUUCAUAUUCUGUUUGUUGAUACUGACAUAGGUUUAGUACAUAACUCAUAUCUAUACCAAAUCCGUGUUCGGGAUUAUUUCUGUUCAACAAGAAGGAUGAUAGAAGGACAGCUAUUCUUAGGUCAUCAGUGUUAGUUCACCAAGCGUUUUGUUGGCGCGAAAAUCUUUGUAAUCUCACCACCACAGACGUCUUGUAUGCAACACACCUUUUGUACGUUUGUUUUGUUAAUGUUUUCUAAUAAAAAGAACUUUGAGCU
Haliotis rubra (blacklip abalone) is the source of this 1517-nucleotide messenger RNA. RefSeq lists its product as uncharacterized. The record is from RefSeq and is a predicted model, not a curated record. The transcript is spliced from 6 exons. The coding region runs from base 30 to 959 and encodes 309 amino acids. Lineage: Eukaryota; Metazoa; Mollusca; Gastropoda; Lepetellida; Haliotidae.